GGAAAACGUGACAAAUUUUUAUUCUUAUUUUAGAAUUUUUUUAAAAACUCCUUCUUGUGCUUUAAUAUUUUCAAUAAUACACUUCACUUAAAAUCUAAGUUCUCAUCUACAUGUCUAUAAAAGAAUUACCGAAAAAACUCAAACAUGGAUCUAGUACAAUAUAAGCAUCGAUAUAUACAAUUGUGGCAUGUGAUUGAAAGUGUAUUAACCAUGACCAGGAGAUUAUGAUUGCAUGUUGCAGUACAUUGCACUGUUUGGUCCCCAUAUCAUUAAUUUAUUAUUUACGAUCACACGCACACCCAUCAAUCGUUUUCUUUAAUUUGAGAACAUAUCUCUCUUUAAAAACUACAGAAAUAUCACUCUAAACAUAUCUCUAAGCUAAGAGACGAAGUCGUGAGAGGAAAAAAAUUAAAGAGAGAAUUUCGAUAGCUUUAUAAUGGUGAACUUGGUGGUUGCACUAAGAUCCUCGAUGUGCAUGAUCGUAAAAUCAGCCGGCAUUGUUCCCUACACCGUAGAAACCGAACCAGGAACCAAUAUUCAUUUCUGGUUACCAAAGAAAACCACCGAUAAACCGGCCGUGUUACUCAUUCAUGGUUUUGCCGGCGAUGGAGUGAUGACUUGGGCGUUACAGGUUCGUUCUUUAUCAAAGAGAUACUCUGUUUAUAUACCGGACUUGCUCUUCUUCGGUAAGUCGUACACCGAUAAACCGGACCGGUCACCGGAGUUUCAAGCCGAGUGUUUGGUUAAGGCUAUGCGUAUCCUUGGUGUGAAAACGUUUGUCCCAGUCGGGUUUAGCUACGGUGGCGUUGUGGCGUUCAAGAUUGCGGAGUUGCAUGGGGACAUGGUUAAGGCUUUAGUGGUGUCGGGUUCGCCUCCGGUUAUGACUGACUCGAAUGUAAACCGGUUUGGGUUUAGCUCAAUCUCGGAUGUCUUGUUACCCAAAACGGUUAAUGGACUUAAGUUUCUUCUCUCCGUCGCUAUGCAUAAACGCAUUUGGCUCCCAAGUUGGCCACUAAAAGAUUACCUUAAGACAAUGUUUACUAAUAGGAAAGAAAGGGCUGAACUCUUAGAAGCUCUAGUCCUCAGCGAUGGCAAUACAUUCGCAAGUUUUCCUCAGAAAAUACAUCUUUUAUGGGGUGAAAAUGAUCAAUUCUUCAGUCAUGAAUUUGCUAAAGAUCUGCGAAUAAAAUUGGGAGAGAUGACAAGCAUGGAAAUUAUAAAGAAUGGAGGUCACUUGGUGCAACUGGAGAGACCAUUCGUCUACAAUAAACUUCUCAAUAAAUUUCUUGCUUCUGUAGAAAAUCUUUAAAAUAAGAAUCCAAAUUGUUUCACCACAAUAUUUUUAUUAAAGAAUUUAAUUUGUGAUU
Molecule: messenger RNA, 1367 nt
Organism: Brassica rapa (field mustard)
Lineage: Eukaryota; Viridiplantae; Streptophyta; Magnoliopsida; Brassicales; Brassicaceae
Product: monoacylglycerol lipase ABHD6
Source: RefSeq, a predicted model, not a curated record